GUGCAGCCGGCUAGAAUGCGAAUGCGUGGGCCUGCUUUCCACUUUGUUUAUCUGUUUCCCUAACAACGCACACCCACAAUGGCCAGCCGCUAAAUAGGUCAUCUAAAUUGGAGUGCAAUCCCGAUAGCCUGCUGCUAAUUGCUAAAAUUAUUUCAUUAUGUCUUUCAACGCACUCAGUUGCAGCGAGGUUGACCCGUUCGAGUGCUGUGUCCGUUUCAAGCCUCUGCGAGCCUUCCACGAGUGGAAAUUCGAGAAACGUCUCACCGAGGCUUUUGGCGAAGACCUGACCAAGCGGAGCGUUUUACAAGACAUCAGUGAUCACUAUUUCCAAUCCAACCAACUCAUGACCACGAUUACCGAGUCCAAGUCUCGCGCCUUCCUCGAGUCUGAACUGGCGACGAUUGUGCUCGCCGGCCUGCUGCAACUGGAACAAGUGAAACCGAAGAGUGCAGUCGAGUGGAUGGCCGACUGGCUGACGCUCCACGAGCCAGCAACCAGGACUCACAAUUAAAGUGCGUUCGACUGGUCUUGCAAUUAUACCCUCGCAAUUCCUGCUGGCCUUAUUAGAAAUUAUUAUCAUCGAGUAGUUGUAAAUAGCAAAUAAUCGCUUCUCGGGAAGAGGCAAUAAAUCGUGCGGAUUAAAAGAUUA
Molecule: messenger RNA, 649 nt
Organism: Cloeon dipterum
Lineage: Eukaryota; Metazoa; Arthropoda; Insecta; Ephemeroptera; Baetidae
Exons: 3
Coding region: 158-511 (117 amino acids)
Source: RefSeq, a predicted model, not a curated record